CACUGUUUGCUAGCCUAGCAUAAUGAUCUCAUCGUUAAUACUUCUCACCAUUUAUUUCGCGGGUAUGACCAAUUGUUUUCCAUAUAUCCAUUUUCUUUAAAGUAUCCUUGAAAAGGGGGUUUGACUUGUCAAAAAGUGGUGGCUUUUUCUGGACCUCAGCGAUUACCUUCUCCACAAUGUCUCAGCGAUGACGUGUUUUUGUAGGCCAACCCGGAAGUUAGCGGCGCACAGGUUCCCUUGAUCGAAAGCCAAUGCAUUUUUCCCACAGACUUUUGGAAAAUCGCAAAAAAUAAGCUCUGUGUUUAACAAAGGGUUAUGACACUUACACGUUUUGUCUAUCAAGAUAAUCUUUACAAGUUAACACAACAUUUAUACAUUUUGAAGCCUAAAUAAAGUCGUCAGAUAUAAAAAGCUAACAGUAGACUAUAAACGGACUACAGCACACCAUGGUCACGGAUCAGCGUCACCACCACCAAACUUCCUCAAACUUUAUUUAAAAAACAACUUUAUUUAAAAACAUGCUUGCUGAUUAUGAUCUGCGCUGUGUAUGAAUACUUAUCAACUUUUUCAUGAGAAAUGCUGUCCAAAUGUCCUGUUUGUCAUGAUGACGUCUAAAGUCCCCACCAAAGGAAGUAGUUAGCAAUUUGUUAGCAACCGCCAUUUUUAAGACACAAUAAAGGUUUAAAAAAUCACAAGCAGGUUAUAACUGGUGUGUUUUAUGUCAUAGAUCAAAACGUGAAAAUAUUUAGAGGCUUUGUUAACCACAGACCUUAUUUCAGGCGAUUUAGCAAAAACCCAUUCAAAAAACCCAUAGACUUCGGGGCGAUGGAACCGGAAGUCCUAAAAUGCUAACUCGGUUCCGGGUUUUGCCUACAAAAACACGUCAUCCCUGAGGUACUCUAUUGUGCGAGACCUUAAAUUAGAACGGAUUCUGAUUGGCUGUCAGUGUUUUAUCAUUCAACAGCUGGAAAAAAAAAAAAGAAAAGAAAAAAAAAAAAUUCUGAAAGCGAUCCCAAAGAUAUUGUUUCUCUAUAUCGUUAUCGUUAUAGCUGCAGUGUGGACAGUAUUCUUUUAUAUUUAGAACGAUUUUUAGAACUAUAUCUUUAUCAUUAUCUUUAUAGUUAUCGUUCUUGGUGUGAACGGGCCUUUAAACUCUGUUUAGUUUUAGUGUUUCAGUAUCUUUAGUUAAGAAUGUUAGCUUUGAAAUUUUAGUAAUAGUUUUCUAUAAACAAAACUAAAAUUAUAUAUAUUCUUUUUCAUAUUUCAGUUAACAAUUUACUUGUUUUAUAUACAUUUAAUUGUUUUUAUCUUCUUUCUGUAAGAGCUCCUAAAAGCGUGAAAUGGAUAGCAAUGUGCAAUGCUAAGAAAUAUUUCUUUCCAGGUAUUAUAGAUCUCCUGUGACUGCAACUGUGAUAUGUUAUGGGAGGUAUAUUUGGAAAACCUGUUUUUUUUUGUUGUUGUUGUUGUUUUGUUUGUUUGUUUGUUUGUUUUAGCAAUUCUGUUUGUAAUUUCACAGAAAAGAAGCACUACACCUUUAACACCAGUCAUUUAAUGUUUUAGCUCUUUGUCGCCAUCUGUAUGGCUGGAGGAAAAAUUACUGCACUACACUAGGAGGAUAAUGUUGUUCUGCAGUAUUAUUUAAGCCAUGCUCAAUGAUGCAAUUUCUAGCAUCAACCAUAUGGAGGGAACAGCAUGCUGCAUGUGAAUCCUGAACUGCCUCCAAAUAAAUGAGAGCCAUGCACUGACACACAGCCCACAUAUAUCUUGAUAUGUAUUUGGUUGUUAUUUAAUGCAUCGAGGCUGGAUGAUGACGUGAUGUUAUGAGACUGAGAUGCAGUUGCAGUGCAUUGACCAGCGGGUGGCUACAAUAGCUGUCUUUUCCUGUAUCUCUCUCAAAGGCAACCAAGGAUAGAAGCCAGGCUUCACGCAUCCUACAGAACUGCCAGAUCCUAGCGUGUAUGCAUGUGCACACGCCUGCGCAUAUGUGUGCGUGUGUGCUCCGAGUCUAUCUUCACUCCUCUGCCACCAUCCUCCCCUUCUCCUCCCUGCCGGCAUCAAUCCUCUCUCUCCAUCAGGGAUGGUGAGGGAGUGUUUAUGAGCAUGUGUUGCGAGUCACACGGAAUGAUGGAGGACCAACAGCUCCCUGGAUAAACCCUGCAGACUAAACCAACAUCCCAACUCAAAUCAUGCACUUAAGGUGGGUGGAAAGAUGUAGCUGAGGAACAAACAGAAGCGAAUCUUGACCGUUCACAAGUUCAGGUCAUCCCUGAAAGGGGCGUGGCCUGUGGAGUACAGCCCAAUAUGUCCAGGAAGGCCCCCAGUGGGCGGGGCAAAGGGGAGCGGCCUGACGCCAUGGCAGCCCUGCAGGCAGCCAAUGAGGAGCUGAGGGCCAAACUCACAGAAAUCCAAAUUGAACUGCAGCAGGAGAAAACCAAGGUCAGUAAGCUGGAAAGGGAGAAGUCUCAGGAGGUCCGUCAUGAGCAGCAUAAAUCCACGGUGGUGGUGACCGAGUUAAAAGCUAAACUACACGAGGAGAAACUUCGGGAGCUGCACAGCGUUCGGGAAACACUCCUACGUCAGCACGAGUCCGAACUGGUACGGGUCAUUAAGAUCAAAGACGGAGAGAUCCAGAGACUCCAGGCGCUCGUCAGUGCUCUCAGAGAUGGAUCCACCGAUAAGGUGAAGUCUGCACUGAUAGCGGAGGCACGAGAGGAGUCCAGGAGGAGUUUUGAAGUGGAGCGAAUGCGAAUGCAGCAGGAGAUCUCAGAGCUGAAGGGGGUGAAAAGGCAAAUGGAGGAGGCAUUAAGCGUGGCUGUGCAAGCCGACAAGAUCAAAGCCGCCGAGAUCCGCAGCGUCUACCAUCUCCACCAGGAGGAAAUCAACCGCAUCAAGAGAGAGUGUGAAAGAGAGAUCCGCAGAUUGAUGGAUGAGAUUAAACUAAAGGAGCGCGCGGUCUGUGGGCUGGAGAGAGAGCUCAGCGCUCAGGCGGGCCACACGUGGAAACUGCAGCAGCAGAAACAGGCUGUAGACACUCAGCUGGCCCUGCUGCGAGACUCCAGCCCCAGACGAGAGGGCCCUUUUUCACCCGUUGCAGGAGACGCAGCAGAGAACACAGCUAACCCUCAGUUGGAUGAGAAGGACGCUCGACGUUUCCAACUGAAAAUUGCAGAACUGAGUGCUAUUACCCGCAAACUAGAGGACCGCAAUGCACUGCUGUCAGAGGAACGCAAUGAACUGUUAAAGCGUCUCCGUGAAGCCGAGAGCCAGUAUAAGCCGUUACUGGACAAGAACAAGCGUCUCAGCCGCAAAAAUGAGGAACUGGCUCAUGCAUUGAGACGCAUGGAGAACAAACUGCACUUCGUCACUCAGGAGAACAUUGAAAUGCGGGAGAAGGCCGGGACGAUACGUCGGCCCAGUUCUCUGAACGAUCUGGAUCUGAGUCAAGAGGAGAGAGAGAUUGAGUUUCUGAGACUACAAGUGAUGGAACAACAGAACAUAAUCGACGAUCUGUCCAGGGCGCUGGAAACCGCUGGAUAUGUGAAGAGUGUGAUAGAGAGAGACAUGCUGCUGAGAUACAGGAGACAGGACAGCCUGCGGAGAAAGAAGCCCUUCAGAACCUGUAGGCCGGUGGUGGAGACAUUUUUUGGCUAUGAUGAGGAAGGCUCUAUAGACUCGGAUGGCUCCUCCAUUUCCUACCACACAGACCGAACGCCCUGCACACCAGAUGAUGACCUUGAAGAGGGAAUGCUGAAGGAGGAGACCGAGCUGCGAUUCUGUCAACUGACGAUGGAGUAUCAGGCUCUUCAGCGCGCUUACGCUCUCCUGCAGGAGCAGGUGGGAGGAACGUUUGAUGCAGAGAAAGAGGUCAAGACUCGAGAGCAGCUUCAGUCCGAACUGAUUCGGUACCAGACCAGAAUAGCAGAUCUGGAGUGUGUUCUGAGUCAUCAGGGACAGGACAUGAAGUGGAUUGAGGAGAAACAAGCUUUGUACAAACGCAACCAAGAGCUUGUAGAAAAGAUUAAAAAUAUGGAGAUGGAUGAGACACGACUGAAAAAUGAAAUUCAGGAUGCAAAAGACCAAAACGAACUCUUAGAGUUCAGAAUACUUGAGCUUGAAGAAAGGGAAAGAAGAUCUCCAGCCAUAAACUUCCAGACCAUUCAUUUUGCUGAGGGCAUGAGUCCCCUACAAAUCUACUGUGAGGCCGAGGGUGUUACUGACAUUGCGAUCACAGAGCUGAUGAAGAAGCUCGAUAUUCUGGGGGAUAACGCCGUAAGUAACCUGACCAAUGAGGAGCAGGUGGUGGUUAUUCAUGCCAGAACGGUAUUAACUUUAGCAGAGAAGUGGUUAGAGCAAAUCGAAGUCACCAAAUCAGCAUUACAGCAGAAAAUGUUGGACAUUGAAAGUGAAAAGGAGCUCUUCAGCAAACAGAAAGGAUAUUUAGACGAGGAAUUAGACUACAGAAAGCAGUCUUUGGAUCAAGCACAUAAGCGUAUCCUCGAGUUGGAGGCGAUGCUGUUUGACGCGUUGCAGCGGGAAGAGACGGGUGGUAAGGUGUCCGAGAUGCUGACGGAGCAGGACCGUGAUUCGCUGCGCGAAGCUGUCGAUCAGUGGAAGAGGCAGGUCUUGAGUGAAUUACGAGAGCGAGAUGCGCAGAUACUCAGAGAGAGGAUGGAACUGCUACAACAUGCUCAAGCGAGGAUAAAAGAGCUGGAAGAGUGGAUAGAGACACAGAAACGACAGAUAAAGGAAUUAGAAGAAAAGCCUUCAUUCUUUGGUCGUAGCUCUUCCAGGCAGCAGGAAACGAUGUCAUCAGAUCAGUGGACCCUGGCCUCACUCAAGUGUUCUUCUGAUCAGAGCAGGAGUGACACACGUGCCAUCAGGGGUCCCAGCGAUCUCCUCUGUGCUGAUACGAGACUUCAAACUGUUCACAUCAACUCUGGAACAUGGAAAUGGAAUAUGGUGCUGUCUAUCUUGUGGACUUAAAACUAUUUUUAUCCUCCUGACCUUUUGAACUAUGCUUUGUGUGACCUUUUUGCGUGUGGAAUUUAAGGACUCUUAAAUUGAAACGCUCUCUCCUUUCCCUGCUAAGCAGGUGGUGCUGGAGGCUGCUUCCCUUUGGAAGCCUGAUGGAAUGAGAGAUGUUACGUUAAAACCCUUCCUCCCACUGUUUAUCCUCACUCUGCUUUGGUUCCCGGUGGCACGUCUGGUGUUUGCGUGGUGGCACUAGCCCCCCCUCUUGUGCAUUGUUAGAAAUGGAGCUGAAAGUUUAAUCCUGGAAUUAAAAUUAUGUUUGUUUUUUUAACGUAAAGGAGCAGUGUUUCAAAUAAAUUUCUCAGAGGAAGACAGAAAA
Messenger RNA from Ctenopharyngodon idella (grass carp), 5350 nucleotides. RefSeq names its product Janus kinase and microtubule interacting protein 3 (gene jakmip3). Gene Ontology annotation, molecular function: kinase binding; microtubule binding. The transcript is spliced from 25 exons. Bases 2302 to 4983 code for a protein of 893 amino acids. The record is from RefSeq and is a predicted model, not a curated record. NCBI's taxonomy places the organism in Eukaryota, Metazoa, Chordata, Actinopteri, Cypriniformes, Xenocyprididae.